CAGCCCUUUGCCAGCGCGAUAGUCCAUUUUCUUACUACUCUUAGUAUCCAUCCAGAGACCAGCCGUCUACGUACAGCUGCUAAGUUCUCGUCUAUACUUAGCUCUCUCGUCUACUGCGUACGCAUAUUAGCGAUAAAGUUCUUUCUACUAGCAGAUAAGCGGGCUAAGCAAGGUGCUGCUGAGACGAGUAGCUUUCUUAAGCAGCGUGCUCGCUAUCUAGUAGAUAGCUCGUAUAGCCCAAUAAGUACUAUGCUAAGCUUACUAGCAUACGCUAAGUUUAUCGCCCUGCGUACGCCUGGCACCAUCGCUAGCAGCAUAUGGUAGUCUAUAGAUCGACAGACGUUCUAUAUCAAAGGCCGGCCUAUCGUACUACAGCAGUUCCGCAAGCUUGCGCAGGGCGUCGUCACUAAGGCAGAACGG
Molecule: messenger RNA, 420 nt
Organism: Bipolaris sorokiniana ND90Pr
Lineage: Eukaryota; Fungi; Ascomycota; Dothideomycetes; Pleosporales; Pleosporaceae
Exons: 1
Source: RefSeq, a predicted model, not a curated record